This is a messenger RNA of Dermacentor andersoni, 2172 nucleotides long. Its product is annotated as endothelin-converting enzyme 2-like. Gene Ontology annotation, molecular function: metalloendopeptidase activity. Gene Ontology annotation, biological process: protein processing. Gene Ontology annotation, cellular component: plasma membrane. Lineage: Eukaryota; Metazoa; Arthropoda; Arachnida; Ixodida; Ixodidae. The record is from RefSeq and is a predicted model, not a curated record.
UUAAGUGCAGCGAUUACUUCAAUCGAGGGCAGCUUUAGGGGCUCUGAACUUUUCGGAGCAACGGUGGAGUGCUGAUUGCAAGAACGUUGCGCAAAACUGGGGUGACAACACCUCCAAGAGCCUCAUCUUAGCGUGAAUGCAGUUAACUAUAGCGCAAGCUUACAGGCUCGCCUCAUGUUAGCAAGUUACAUUUCGUUACAUUUUUGUCACGUUUGUAUGAAAUGAGGUAAGCUGUUCUUACCACGCCUAUUUCGUCCCAUUAUGCGACCGAGAUAAAUCGCGCCAUUUUUUCGGCAGUCAAGAUGAAUCACUGCUGAACUACACGAUCAUGAAGUAUGUAUUAGCAAAUUAAGUUGUUGAACGAGUUAGUACAAGAACAUGAAUAAAAAAGAAAAAAAAAAUACAGCACGAAGUAGAAGACAAAAGCGGCGAAAGAAACCAGUGCUCGUUAUGUCGCAUUCUUUUAUGCCUGAGUUUUCUGUGCUCGCGUUUUUUUUUUUCUUCUCUAUAUUUAUGAUCGUGGACAUUAUAAACAGUGACAUGCAGUGUAGCGAGCAUGUCGCGAACUUUGCCCAUGAAGUUUUAGUCCUUAUGGUUGGUAGUUCCUCGCGCAUUUUUUAAGUAUGCAACGCACUAAUAACACAGGCAACAAACGCGCUCAACCAUUCUUCCAACGCUCAGGCAGUAAACGCGCACUUGCCCAACCCUCUGGCACCGAGCAGCGAGAUGUUCGUGAUGAACUGGCAACUGCUCGUGCUACUGGGCCAGCUCAUGGGCCAGGCCAAUCAGGACGUGCUACCGCUGCUUGCCUACAUCACGUGGCACCUGAUUCGCGCCCUGGCACCCAUGACGUCACAUCAGCUCGUUCGGGCGCAGUUCGGCGGCAGCCGCAUGGCGUCCACCAUCUACAUGCUAGGCCGCUGCUACGAGGACGCCGACGCGGCGCUGCCGUACGCCUUCGCGCACGUAUUCGCUCGCCGCUGGCUGUCACGUGACGCAAUGAGCGACGUGGCCGCCAUGGAAAAGAGCAUCCGCCGCGAGGCCAACGCCACCAUGAACUCGCUCUCUUGGAUGGACGAGACGACGAAAGCCGUCGCGUUCGAGAAGCUCUCCACCCUCCGCGCCAUCGUGGGCCGGCCGAAGAACCUCGCGUCCGACCAGGCCCUACAACUGAUGUACCCGUACCUGAAUGCGAUGGGCAGCGCAGGCUCGUACCUGACUCUGAUGAACUCCGUCAGGACGGCGCAGUUACGGUACGCAAAGCGCUUUCUGAGCACCAACGGCUCGACAGAGGGCGAUGUCAGCGUGCCGCUGACCGUGGUCAACGCCUUCUACCUGCCCGUUUACCACGUCAUGGUGAUCCCGGCGGCAAUCCUGCACCCGCCUUUUUACGUGGCCGGCUACCCGAAGUCCUACAACCUGGGUAGCCUGGGCCACGUGCUCGGUCACGAGAUGACGCACGCCUUCGAUCCCGACACGGGACUGUACGACCGCAACGGCCAGCGCAGGGACUGGUGGACGGCCGGGUCGCGGGUGCAGUUUCAGAACCGGCUGGACUGCCUGCGACAGAUGUACAACACCAUGUCGUGGGCCGAAGGAAUCGCGCACGGAGACUACGCGCUCACCGAGAACUUCGCUGACUCGGGUGGUCUGCUCAAGGCGUACCGAGCGUACCGCGCGGUGAGAGCCGGCUCGCGACCAGCGGCUCCUGCGAGUCUGGCGGGCUUCACGGACGAGCAGCUGUUCUUUCUGAGCAGCUGCUUCAAGUGGUGCUCCACGGAGGACAAGCAGGGUGCCGGAUCGUACUCCCCGCCGAGGCUGCGCUGUAAUGUCCCGCUUAUGAACAUGCGCGAGUUUGCUGAGGCGUUCGACUGCGCCUCGGGAACGACUAUGAGUCCCUCGACUCGUUGCGACUUUAUGUGAAAAGCUCCUGCAGUGAAUGCCUGUGUCAGCUGCAAAAAAACUUAUGAUGUCUGAAUGAAAUAUUAUUAUAGAGCCACGGUUACGCCUUACAUAUAGGACGCUAAAGAGUGAUCUUUACAAUCAAUGAACCUUAAAUCAGACGUGAGAACACAACAUUGACAAGCAAUUCUUGUUCUUUUUUUUCCUUUUGCGAGCAUUACAAGGUUUCCGUUUUUUGUUUUCAUUACGGUAAAAUGUUGCUUAGUGGAG